Molecule: messenger RNA, 1093 nt
Organism: Parasteatoda tepidariorum (common house spider)
Lineage: Eukaryota; Metazoa; Arthropoda; Arachnida; Araneae; Theridiidae
Gene: CkIIbeta
Product: casein kinase II subunit beta
Cellular component (GO): cytoplasm; protein kinase CK2 complex
Molecular function (GO): protein kinase regulator activity
Source: RefSeq, a predicted model, not a curated record
GUUUUGAAUACUUUUAGUACGCUCUUAGCUACCUAUUUCUGUUAUUGUAAAAUCUGCUUAAAAAAAACUAAGAAUUAAUUACUUUUUUUUUAUUUAUUGCAUCCGCUGGUGGCAACAAUCUUUUACAUUUUUCAAGAAGAGAAGAGUGGUGAAAAGAAGAGUUAUUUAUUAUUUGCUCACUCACUCUUUGCAUUGUAAGCUACGAGAUAGCAGGGAUUUCCAUUUUUGAAUACUGUUUUCCUUUAAACAGCAAAAAUUGAUUCCCCGGGGAGUGAAGAAAUGAGUUCAUCUGAGGAAGUGUCAUGGAUCUCCUGGUUCUGUGGUUUGAGAGGAAAUGAAUUUUUUUGUGAGGUUGAUGAAGAUUAUAUUCAAGACAAGUUCAAUCUCACUGGACUCAGUGAACAAGUUCCUCAUUAUCGUCAAUCAUUAGACAUGAUUUUAGAUCUAGAACCUGAUGAUGAACUGGAAGAAAAUCCCAACCAGAGUGAUUUAAUUGAACAAGCUGCUGAAAUGCUGUAUGGCUUAAUACAUGCUCGGUAUAUUUUGACCAACCGUGGAAUAGCUCUAAUGAUUGAGAAGCAUCAAAAUGGAGAUUUUGGUACUUGCCCAAGAGUUUAUUGUGAGAAUCAGCCUAUGCUUCCAAUUGGAUUAUCUGAUGUACCAGGAGAAUCUAUGGUGAAACUAUACUGUCCAAAAUGCACUGAUGUUUACAAUCCUAAAUCUUCACGUCAUAAUCAAACGGAUGGUGCUUAUUUUGGGACAGGAUUUCCUCAUAUGCUGUACAUGGUUCAUCCAGACUACAGGCCUAAAAGACCUACAAAUCAGUUUGUUCCAAGAUUGUAUGGUUUUAAAAUUCAUCCUUUGGCAUAUCAAAUUCAGCAGCAAGCUAGUGCAAACUUUAAAGCUCCUGUUCGGGCAAUUCCCUUCAAUAACAACAAGCGAUAGAUUUUGGGAAGAUUGGAUUGUGUCAAGAACUUUAUUUAAUGCAUUUGGUAUAUAUGUAAACAAGAGAUUUGAUGAAUCUGAUUUCUGUUUAAUAUAGCUGAAUGUAAAAUUUGUUUUAGUAGGUUUUAUUAAAUAAUUUCUUCUAAGA